GCCACAACUCACUCAUCUAAGCUACUUCCCAAUCUACCACUAUAUAUCUACUUGUAUUUCUAUACAUCAUCUUACUUUCACCUCUUUUCAAAUUCCUUCUACUUUUCUCUUACAUAUUGUGUGUCCAUAUAAUUGUGAAGAUGUCCAAGUUGGGGUUGCUCCUACUCGUUGCACUAGCCACUUUAGCAGCUACCACUGUGGCACUCGAUACGCCUUACCAGCUCUCCGGUAGAGUCUACUGUGACACUUGCCAUUUUGGUUUCGAGACUAACGUUACUAGAUACAUUCCUGGAGCGGAAGUGCACCUAGAAUGCAAGGAUGAAAAAUCGGAUACAAAGUUGGUUUUCCGUGACGCAACCAAGACAAACGAGAGGGGAAGGUUCACCUUCCACGUAGGCGAGGACCACGGUGAUCAGUACUGUGAUGUAGUCCUAGUGAAGAGCCCUUGGCCACACUGCAAGAACAUCGAUCCAGUCCGAGGCCGAUCUCGAGUUAUUAUUACAGACCUUAACGGCAUCAGGUCUUUCCGUCGUCAUGCCAACAACAUGGGUUUCUUCCAGGAUUACGUCUUUCCAGUUUGUAGCGACCUUUACAAGUUCUACUUCCAUUCGGAUGACAUGUAAGAAGCCAAAGCCAGUAACAUCAAAAAAACAUAAGAAACCAGAGUUUUUUUAUUUUUAUUUUAUAUUUCGUUUUGAAUAAAAAUAUAUAAAAAUUCUUGUACGUUCAAAAGAAACAAAAAAAAGAAAAUUUAACUAAGCUAGAUUCUGAAGAGAAAAGGUGACAAAUGAACCAAUCUUCUCAUUGGUUUAAAUUUAUCCUAUCUCCAUAAUUAGUGUACUCAACAUACAAUUAGUAAUGCAUUAUUACUUUUAUUAGUCUACUGCUAUUCUGCUAGUCAGUACUCAGUAGUCGUUUAAUGAAUAUAUAGGUACUUUAAUUGUGUUUGCUCAUAAAA
Messenger RNA from Chenopodium quinoa (quinoa), 958 nucleotides. RefSeq names its product protein DOWNSTREAM OF FLC-like. Lineage: Eukaryota; Viridiplantae; Streptophyta; Magnoliopsida; Caryophyllales; Amaranthaceae. The record is from RefSeq and is a predicted model, not a curated record. Bases 141 to 623 code for a protein of 160 amino acids. The transcript is spliced from 2 exons.